CACCACAACAUCUGGUUUCUGGCUGUGGGGAGAAGUGGGUGUUGAAGUCAGGAGGGGAUUGUACCGCGACAGUCUUUUUUUAACAGCUUUUGCAUCUCGCUGGCAGCCUUUGCCAACGUGAUAUCCACAAAAUGUUGCUUGACUACAACUCCCAUCAGCCCCAGCCAUAAUGUUUUUGUGGCACUUGCUAUAGUUUCAUGCACACAAGUAAAGGAUAAGCGGAGGCAACCGAGUGUUACGGUGCCGCCGCAUGAGCAAAUUGGGAUGGAUGCUCAAUAAACAGGUUGUCCAGAGGAGCUUAGAAACAGUAGCAGAUAAAAUCACCCCAGUGCUGAAAAGGACUAAAAUUAUGGAGGGCGGCAGGCAUGAGUUUAGGGCUCAAAGGCCAGGGACCAUCAAACCAUUUUUGGUGUGAAGCCGAAACCUUGCCACAGUACCUCCUGAGCAGGCCUAGAGAGGAUGGCAUCCCUACGACCAGUGAGAAGAUUAAUGAUUGCUUAACGUGCAGAUGUUGAGCCAGUGGGAUCAUCUUCCUGUCUGGAAUUUUUGCUUCUGGUGCUGCUAUUUAUGCACAAUACCCACAACCCUUCUGCACUCAUGCACACACAAUGCUCUGAAUUUCGCCCCUGCCCCCAGCCUGAGAUGUGUUGAUGUUUUGAGUCUAUCAGUCUUUUCACUUUGAGACGGAAGUCAAAUCAAGAUCUCCGAUGCAUUGCUUUAUAACCCUUGCAGUUUGUCAACGAUUGAGGCUUAGACCUUCCCUGGCCUUGAGCAAAACAAAUGAGUAGGAGCAGCACUAGGAAGGAUCUCCCUUUCAAAAUGUGUUUUUGUCAAGGUGUGAAUGGACCACACACCUGUGAAGAACCCAGGAAGCAGAGAUGCUCCCACUUCCAAGCUGGGCUGCCAAAGGCUCCCCCCCACCCAACUGCCUGUGAUUGGCUGCACACAGACCAUGAUGCCACAAUUGUAGUGAUGUCAGCAUGUGAUGUUGGGAGCCCCCAGAAUUCCUCGGCCCAUGCAAGAGGUGGCUGGAAGGUCCUGCAGAAGGGAGAGGACGGGUUGUGCAUGGGAGCUGCCGUCUCUAUAUAGGGUAUAUCCAGCCCUAUGCCUAACCGGAGGCAGCUGCAACGAGGCAGAAUCAAGGUGGCAGAGCUGACAUGGUUGCCUGAGAAAGGAUGGAGACCUAUGAGGACCACCUUUGGUGCCCCUACAAUUCCCAGAGCGGGGAGGACGAGGACGACAAUGAAGAGCCCUACCAUGACCCCCACCUGGCCAGGGUGCGUGCCCGGAGCACGAGCCGCUCCCGCCACCGCUCCUCCUUCCUGGUGGACGAGCUAGACAUGCUCAUGGACAAGGCAGCCACCACCAUCCAGGCCACGUGGCGAGGCUACCUGGUGCGGAGGCGCGUCCUUCGGGAACACGCUGCCGCCUCGGUCAUCCAGGCCGCGUGGAGGCACUUCAUCACCCGGGAGUACGCAGCCCUGCAGCGGGAGCAGGUGCCCUCGUGGCAAGGGUAUAGGCAGGAGCAUCGGGUUGAGAGGAGGAGGAGGAGGACUACGACAAGGAGGAGGACAACACCCUCCCUGGCCUCCUUCAACGAGGGGAGCAGGUCCUGGGGGGCCCCGGAGAUGGACCAAGAGCGAGCUACGGUCAUCAUCCAGGCACACUACCGGGGCUACAAGACCCGGCAGGCCCUCGCAGAGUGCAGGCGGGCAGCCACGACUAUCCAGGCGCACUGGAGGGGCUACCGCACCCGGCAGGAGCUGGCGCAGAUGCCGCAACGCCCUGCUCACCGGCCCGGCCCGAGAGGGACUUACUACGGGCAGCCCAGCUACAUGCCCGGGAGCUCCUCUUGGGUGGGCCCCUACCCCAGGAAGCACUGGCGCAAGUGUCUCGUGGGAGACCCCGAGGAGUGGGCGAGCAAGGUCCCUCGGACUCAGCCAUCGCACGCGAGGGAACACCCGGGGGGAGGCAGGAGAGAGCACCUGCAAUUCCGGGAAAGGGAGCGCCCCGAAUUCAGGGAAAGAGAGCAGCCAGGAGCCAGGGAGAGAGAGCGCUCGGAGCCCAAGUCGUGCCCCCGCUGUGGGAGAUGCACCACUGUGCGCGUCCUGGUGGGGGUGGGCAAGGGCCCGCCCUCCGAAUCGGACAUGGAUGACAGCGAGUGCGAGGGGCACGCCCGGCCUGCGUCCGCCAGGAGGAAGAGCCCGGCUCCCAGGUCGAGAGGGUCACAGUCGCCUGCCAGGCCAGAGCCUUACGGGUCCCACGGGUCCUACCAGAUGGGCCCCAGGGCCUAUUACCCCGGGAACCAGAGCAUGGCGUCCGAAGACCAGCCGCGGAGGCAGGGCCGGGAUCCCGGAGGCCUGAGCCAGCGCUAUUCCACGGGCCACGCGGCUGCCCGUCCCACACGGGACCGCAACACAGCGCGGAGCCUCUCCUCCACCAGCCUCAGCCAACAGGGAGCGCCCAGCGCGGGGACCUCCGAAUGGCUUUAUGAGAACUACUAUGCCCGCCGGAUGGGCGAGGGCCAGAAGCGGGUGUUCAAGACGCGGAAGCAGAUGUGGCAGGUGGCGCGGGCAGCGACCCUCAUCCAGGCCUUCUGGAGGGGGUGGAGGGCACGGCAGGUCUUGCGCCAACAGCAGGAAGCUGCCAUCAAGAUCCAGUCCGCCUACCGGGGCUACAGGACCAGGCUGUACCUCAUCGAGGCUGGAGUGCUGAGCGAGGGAGACACUGAGUGACACCCGGCUCUUAAGAAUACGGGGCCCAGUGGGAGCCCGAUCGGGAGGGGCGGGCAGGCUGGUGGUCGUCACUGGUUGGCUGUUCCCACCGCAGCCUUCUCCUUCCUAGUCCAAGCAAACAAGCUUACAUCCCAAUAAAUAAAUCCUAAUUACAAA
Molecule: messenger RNA, 2891 nt
Organism: Podarcis muralis (Common wall lizard)
Lineage: Eukaryota; Metazoa; Chordata; Lepidosauria; Squamata; Lacertidae
Molecular function (GO): protein binding
Source: RefSeq, a predicted model, not a curated record